UAUAUAUAUAUAAACUCUUUCAAUAUCAUCGUAUGAUUACACGUUAAAAAAAUGUUUUUGUAUGGAAUAGUUUUAUUUGCUGUAGCUGCAGUUAGCUCACCUCUGAAAGAUGAUUAUAUUAUCAAUAAUAAGCGCUUUCCCGAAAAUUUUAUGUUUGGAGUAGCAACAUCAGCGUAUCAAAUUGAAGGCGCUUGGAAUGUUGACGGUAGGACUCCAAGUAUAUGGGAUAACAUGACCCACAUGAAUCCUGAUUUUACUCCUGAUAAAAGUAAUGGAGACGUUGCUUGUUUGUCAUACUAUAAAUACAAGGAAGAUAUCAAAUUAUUGAAAGCAAUGGGUGUGAAACAUUAUAGAUUUUCCCUUUCUUGGUCAAGAAUUUUACCUACUGGUUACGCAGAUAAAAUCAACGAAUUGGGAGUUGCUUAUUACAAAAAUCUAAUCGCAGAACUCAAGAUCAACGACAUUGAACCGUUAGUAACGAUUUCUCACUGGGAUUUACCUUUAACUUUGGAAGCUUUGGGUGGUUUUCUAAACGAGGAUAUUCAAUGGUGGUUCCAAGAUUAUGCCAGAGUUGUAUUCUCUUUAUUUGGUGAUGAUGUGAAAUAUUGGAUAACUUUUAAUGAACCCCGACAGACAUGUAUGGGCGGAUAUGGAUACGGUUAUUAUCCACCAGCCAUUCAUUCUGAAGGUCUUUUGGAGUACGUUUGCGCACAUAAUCUGCUUAGAGCUCAUGCAAGAGCUUGGCACGUUUAUAAUAACGAAUUCAGAUCUACUCAAGGAGGAAAAAUAUCAAUUGUGGUUGAUACUAGUGCGUACAUCCCAGCAUCUGAUAAUGAAGAAGAUAAAGUAGCUGCAGACACAAAGUAUUAUUUUGAGCUUGGAUGGUUUGCAAAUCCCGUUCAUUAUGGAGACUACCCCGAAAUCAUGAGAACAAGGGUGGAUCAACGAAGUAGAGCCGAAGGAAGAAGUCAGUCUCGUCUUCCAGUAUUCACCGAUGAGGAAAAAAAUUUGCUUAAAGGAACUGCAGAUUUCUUCGCAUUUAAUACGUAUUCUGCUAACAUAGUUCAACAUAUGGAUGAUCCACCGAUUUCCUAUCCACCUUCAAAAUAUCAGGAUCAAGGUGUAAGAGAUUUUCAACCUUCGGAAUGGCAAAAUAGUACCCAACCUAGUUGGUUUAAGAUUGUACCGUGGUGUAUGAGGGGUCUCUUGAAGUGGAUCAAAGAUCAUUAUGAAGAUCCAGACAUAUUGAUAUCUGAAAAUGGUUUAUGUACUGAUGAUGACGAGAAGAGAAUAUAUUAUAUAAAGAAUUACAUGAGUUACAUGAGAGAUGCAAUGGAGUUAGACGAUGUGAAAGUAUUCGGUUAUACAGUAUGGAGUAUCAUGGAUAAUUUUGAAUGGCAGUUGGGCUACACUCAAAAAUAUGGACUUUACGAAGUUGACUUCAAUGACGAAAACCGGACGCGAAAGGCUAGACCGUCAGCUGAAUUUUAUACCAAUGUUUGUAAAACCAGAUGUUUAACGGAUGAAUGCGUCGAUUAAUUGAUAUUUUAAUAUAAAAGGAAUUUAUUUUUAAAUAUUCAUUGAAUAAAUGUAUUGUAAUGUUUUUCUUAAUUAUUCAUAUGAUUUCUAUUCGUAUACGUUUCAUAUUAUUUAAAUACUAUACACUACACUUGACUAACAAUAAUUUUUUAAUUUCUUCGAUUACUUUGAUAAUUUGUUUUAUUCACUAAGAAUAUUUAUUAUAAACCUAACCUAACCUAA
Molecule: messenger RNA, 1761 nt
Organism: Diorhabda carinulata
Lineage: Eukaryota; Metazoa; Arthropoda; Insecta; Coleoptera; Chrysomelidae
Product: myrosinase 1-like
Exons: 9
Coding region: 52-1539 (495 amino acids)
Biological process (GO): carbohydrate metabolic process
Molecular function (GO): beta-glucosidase activity
Source: RefSeq, a predicted model, not a curated record